Molecule: messenger RNA, 1550 nt
Organism: Manihot esculenta (cassava)
Lineage: Eukaryota; Viridiplantae; Streptophyta; Magnoliopsida; Malpighiales; Euphorbiaceae
Exons: 6
Coding region: 769-1278 (169 amino acids)
Source: RefSeq, a predicted model, not a curated record
GGCUCGGGUAAUUUUCCUCUGGAAAUUUGAGCGUAUUUCCCGGAUGGAAUUCGAUUCAGACUCCGACGUUUCACGUAUCUAAGCCACCCCUUCAAGAAACUGAGAACCAUCACCGUCAGUCCGUCACCUGUUAUCUCCACCACUGCCACUCCCUCAAACUCAUCUUCCUGAGCUGAUUCUUUUGGUUAAUGAGAAGCAGCAUUGAAUCGUUUCCUUGCGCAGGUUUAUAGAUUAGGAAGUGAAAUUUUGGCUGUGGGCUGCCUACUUAGCGGUAUCCUUCUGUCCGCAAAUGCAACGUUAACAGUGGUAGACCAGACGGGGAACUCUCUCAUCUGCAUUCGCAUUGCCCUUAUUAAUUUGUAAUAUAGAAGGAGAGGCACAUUCAGUUGAAGAGGGAAGAGAGAGAGAGAGAGAGAGAGAGAGAGAGAGAGAGAGAGAGAGAGAGAGAGAGAGCAGCAAAAGCAAAGACUGUUAGUUAAAGACGUGUGAAGAAUUGUGAAGAAUGAAGAAAGAAACUAAAGAAAAACAAAGGUGCCGCCAAGAACCCGCCUUGUAAAUCCGAUAACCACAACCCACCUCUCCUCUUUUCUUCUCCCUCUCAUCUACCAAACUCCUCGCCACCUGUAACGCCCUUAAGCUUCUUCCAAGAAAAAAGACAAUUUUCACAAUUCUUUUAUCUAUCUAUCUAUCUAUCCAUCUACCUAUCAAUCUUUCUUUCUUACAGCAAAAGGGAUCUUUGUAUUGAAUAUUAGAGACGUACUGGACGGGAUGGCUGGUGAUGCAGCUGGGUCAUCUAUCCACAACACUGUUUCUUCUUCAUUCAUAUUUACCAACUAUCCACUUAUUGUUGCUGUUGUUGCCUUCGUUAUAGCCCAAUCCUCCAAGCUCUUCAUUUAUUGGUAUAAGGAAAGGAGAUGGGAUUUCAAGGAACUUGUUGGGUCUGGUGGAAUGCCAUCAUCCCAUUCUGCCACUGUUACUGCACUUGCCAUGGCUAUUGGGUUCCAGGAAGGCUUCGGAGGAUCAUUGUUUGCAACUGCACUAGUCGUAGCAUGUAUUGUUAUGUAUGAUGCAACUGGUGUAAGACUACAUGCUGGGCGUCAAGCAGAGGUCUUGAAUCAGAUUCUAUAUGGACUCCCUGCUGAGCAUCCUCUGGCAGAAAGCAGACCUCUACGUGAGCUUCUUGGUCACACUCCUCCCCAGGUUAUUGCUGGUGGCGUGCUCGGGAUUGUGACAGCAAUUGUUGGCCAUUUAAUCAAAAUGAGCACAAGUAGAAGUUGAUGCAAAAUGAAAUCACAGCCUUCUUGCAGCAAAUCUAAUGGAUAGGACUCUGAUGACAUUAUAGGAAAGAAUUACAACUUGCAGAGAUUUUGACCAAAAGUGGUUCUUAAAAUCUUGGAAUGAUGAUUUGUGCUGUUUCCAACUCAGCAUCAUCUUCCAUUAAAACUCACCUUAUGCUCAUUCUAAUGAUAACUGCUAAUAUUUUAGCUAUGCAAUUUGAACUGAAGGCGCAUUAUUAUAUGAUGAGGCUCACAUGUUUUGGAUCCAUCUAU